Molecule: messenger RNA, 1895 nt
Organism: Xenopus tropicalis (tropical clawed frog)
Lineage: Eukaryota; Metazoa; Chordata; Amphibia; Anura; Pipidae
Gene: camkv
Product: CaM kinase-like vesicle-associated
Cellular component (GO): cytoplasmic vesicle membrane; synapse
Molecular function (GO): ATP binding
Source: RefSeq, marked provisional
CUCUGCGAUCCGACUCAUCUGCCUGCGAGUGGAAAGGAAAGAAAGCCCGGGCUGCUGCUGUGGAACUCAGCAUUCGUACUCAAUACAGACGCUUUACAUUCUUCCAGGAGGAGCCACUACAUACUAAAGGCAGGCAAUGCCGUUUGGAUGUGUGACUUUAGGUGACAAGAAGGAUUACAAUCAUCCCACAGAAGUGAGCGACAGAUAUGACCUCGGGCAGCUUAUUAAAACGGAGGAGUUUUGUGAAGUUUUUCGAGCCAAAGAGAAAUCUUCGGGCAAGCUUUAUACCUGUAAGCGGUUUCUGAAGAGAGAUGGGCGCAAAGUACGGAAAGCGGCUAAGAAUGAGAUCAACAUCCUGAAAAUGGUUAAGCAUCAUAACAUCCUGCAACUGGUGGAUGUGUUUGAGACACGGAAGGAAUACUUUAUCUUCAUGGAACUGGCGUCAGGGCGUGAGGUUUUUGACUGGAUCCUAGAUCAAGGCUAUUAUUCGGAGAGGGACACAAGCAAUGUCAUCCGGCAAGUGUUGGAGGCUGUGGCCUACCUGCAUUCAUUGUGCAUUGUGCACCGAAAUCUGAAGCUUGAGAACCUCCUAUAUUUUAACCGUAUGAAGAAUUCAAAAAUAGUGAUCAGUGAUUUUCACUUGGCCAAAGUAGAGACCAGCAGUCUCAUUAAGGAGCCGUGCGGGACACCAGAAUAUCUGGCCCCUGAAGUGGUUGCACGGCAGAGGUAUGGGAGGCCUGUGGACUGUUGGGCGAUUGGAGUCAUCAUGUAUAUACUUCUGUCUGGAAACCCCCCGUUCUAUGAUGAGCUGGAAGAAGAGGACUACGAGAGCCAUGACAAAAAUUUGUUCCGGAAAAUUCUACAUGGGGAUUAUGAGUUCGACUCUCCCUACUGGGAUGAUAUAUCACCUGCAGCAAAAGAUCUAGUGACCCGUCUGAUGGAGGUGGAACAAGACCAGAGAGUGACAGCUGCAGAUGCCAUCAGCCAUGAAUGGAUUUCAGGAAAUGCAGCAUCGGAUAAGAACAUAAAGGAUGGAGUAUGUGCUCAGAUUGAGAAGAAUUUUGCUAAAGCCAAGUGGAAGAAAGCGGUGAGAGUAACCACCAUGAUGAAGCGUUUGAGAGCUCCUGAACAGACAGACCCGGGGACCCCUUCUCCCUCGAAGGACAGCGACAAGACACCCAGCAUGGCCACGCCUGCACCCUCUCCUGCCAAUACACCAGCUGGAGGUGCACCCUCUCUCCUUUGUCCUUCCCCAGACACCACAGGCUGAGCAGCUGAGGGAAUAGAGUGGCUGAACCCCCACGGCCUCACUGACUGCAGAUAAAAUACCUUCAACCACCCCUCUCCCUCCAAUGUGAGGGCCUUUUUGCAGAUUCAUAACAUCAACCCUUUCACUGCCAAAUGGGCCUGCAAUAAGUUGCACACCCCUUUGGCCACACAAGGGUUUACUCUUAUAAUUGCUAAGAACAAGCUGUAGCACUUUCUUUGCGUAGCUCCAUGAACCUUCUGCUGCUGCAGCCGACUAUUUCUUUUUCUCUCUCCAUUUCCUAGUGGCUAGAAAGAUUAGGCAAGCUGUUAGACAAAUCUGAUUUCUCCUCAUUGCCAUGUUGCUAGCUCCAUCUGCAGAGCAUUUCUCCAUCGCUCCUCCUCACCUUCUCUAGACCUGGGAUCUUUCCCCUUGUACAUGUUCCCCAGCAGGAAGGUUUAUAUUAUCAGUCCCUCUCCCUGCGUUCUUUCCUAAACUGUUUAUUCACACCUGCCUGGGGCAGCUGAUUCAGGCCACCUGCCCCCUCCUCUUUAGUCUCUCUAGUGGGAUCGGAGGGGGCAUGUAAUGUACAGACCUUGACCCUGUGUUUUGUAUGCUUUACUAUGAAUAAACUUGCUGCUUCUCCCAG